Messenger RNA from Colletotrichum destructivum, 1377 nucleotides. RefSeq lists its product as uncharacterized. The coding region runs from base 1 to 1377 and encodes 458 amino acids. The record is from RefSeq and is a predicted model, not a curated record. The transcript is spliced from 2 exons. Lineage: Eukaryota; Fungi; Ascomycota; Sordariomycetes; Glomerellales; Glomerellaceae.
AUGUACCAAAAGCAAAAGGUGGGAUACAGCCUGGCCCAACGCAACCAUCGGUGGCGGCAGCGGGGGCCGCCGUUGGGGCUCUUGGUUGAGAAGGUCGACGUCGCCGAGUUGGCCAAGCCGGCUAAGCGCUACAGAUCUACUGCCCAGGUGACCAACUGCGAGCUCGUUGCGUCGUACAACUGGCUGGACAAAAAGCAGCCAACGGUCAUGAUCCCAGGCGCGCCGCCCAGAUGGACGCCGCUCGCUGAGCCCCAGGAACUCAAGGAAGACGGCGGCGUCUAUUAUCGCGACAAGAACGCUGCCAGAUACCCGGCUCACCCGAUGGAGCCUGCCACUAGGGCUGUUCUGACGAUGCACCCGGAACCUUUGACGAAGCCGGUGGACGUUGUCGCGUGCGGAAGCACCAUCGGGAGUCUUCUCCACUUCGUCCGCGGCAAUGAGCGACCGUUCCGCAUGCUCGUCGAGGUGGUCGGCGGCGUCGUGCACCUGAUCCGCCGGGAGAACUCGCCGACCGAGACGAUCCCAAACGUCAAGGGAUUCGGCCACACGUUCCCCGAGACCUACACGACCUGGGACGCCAGCGUCCGGCAGUCGACGUCCCAUCAGCGUGUCCUUCGGUACGACUUUGCUGGUCUCGGCUGCAUCGUCCGGCACGAGGGUGACGGGUACCUCGAGGACAAACUUGGGCCGUCGUCAAACAGAGUUCCCUCCUCAGACGACGAGCAGGAUUCCAUUGACGCGCUGGCCAAAGGUCUGGACGCCAGUGGCAUAACCUCCAAGACUUCCAUUCAUUCGUCCAAGCUGCACCUGCUGUCGGGCGGCUUCCCGGUGCCACAGACAGCCGUGUUCGACCUCAAGACGCGGUCCAUACUCCGCCGAGACAAAGACUUCUUGGGAGAGGAGCUUCCCCGGCUGUGGGUGGCGCAGAUCCCCAACUUCAUCCUGGCGUACCACGAGCGAGGCACCUUCACCGAGAUCGACGUCAUUGACGUGUCGGACAAGGUCAAGGCGUGGGAGGCGUCGAUGAACCGAGAGCUCUCGCAGCUGGCGGCGCUCUUACACCGCAUCGUCGGCCUAGCCCGGGCGAGCCAGGACGGAAGGCUCGAAGUCAGCCGCCAGGCGCUCACGACGCUCGAAGUUCGCAAGCAGUGCGCCGGGGUGUCUCCGGUGUUCUCGGCCGAUAUGAUGGCCACGUGGAAAGCGUGGCUGGCUGCGGAUGCCGCAAGCGAGGCGGUAAACGACGAGGACAGCAGCAUUGAGGGAGAUUCAGACAGCAACGAUGACAGCGACGACGGCAAUCUGGCAUGGGGCGAAGGCGACGGCGACUACACGGCGUGCUCGGAAAAGUGUUCCUACUGCGGAAGAUGCACGUACUGA